This is a messenger RNA of Panonychus citri (citrus red mite), 1493 nucleotides long. RefSeq lists its product as uncharacterized. The record is from RefSeq and is a predicted model, not a curated record. The transcript has 2 exons. NCBI's taxonomy places the organism in Eukaryota, Metazoa, Arthropoda, Arachnida, Trombidiformes, Tetranychidae. Bases 88 to 1254 code for a protein of 388 amino acids.
CAAUCUAGAUUUAGAUUUUUAAUUGUAAACAAUUUAGUAAAUUGAAAAGUUAUCUAAUCCUUGAAUAAUCAAUAACAAUUUAAACCAAUGAAGUUGUUUUUUUAUCUCUCAUUUUUUGUAACAAUUAACAAUUUGGAAGUUAAUUGUUUCGAUUAUCUGAGUAGUCAAUUCAUCGCGGUAAUUUUUUCAGGAAGUUGUGAUAAUAUUUGUAGUGGUGUCUUUUUGUCCGAUUCCUUGGUACUGACCACUUCAAAAUGCGCCAAAAGUCCAGAGCCCGAGUUACGAGUUUAUAUAAAUCUGGAUAGUUAUUUACCUGAUUGCAAUUGGAAGGACAAUUUAAAUCCAGUUAAGGAGAAAAUGUUUCCACUGAAAGACGAGGAAACGGAAAUAGAUCACAACGAUGAACUCGACAGGCUAAUCUUAUUGCAAUUACAUGAGGGAGUGACUAUUGUUGACACGGUGAUUCUUCCCGAUCAUCUUGACUCUGAAGAUGAAACGAUUGAGCGGGAAUUUAUUUUAUAUUUUUUGGGCUCUAACGGGCGUGCGACUUUCAAUCAUGUCGAGUAUGAUGACUGUCCCGAUGAUUUGGUCUGUGGUACAUUGACCUUACCCGCUGAUGAGGUAAAUCUGGAAAGACCAGGCAAGAAUAGAUAUUGUGCCGUUGUCCCUGGAUUACCGCUCAUCUCGUGGUCAAGGGAUGCAAAUGGAGUCCUGGAAUCCGUCUUGGCUGCAUUGAUAACUGGUACUAAUUGUACAUUCAAUUCAAUGGGAAAAUUUAUCCCUUUCGUGGAUUAUUAUGAAUGGCUCAAUGAAAAGGUCAUCCAAUUGACCAAAGAUGAGGCAUAUGAGGAAUUCAGUUUACCUUUCAACCAUUCGCCAGCCAUUGGUGGGCCAACUGGACCAAAUCACCACCAAAUAAUAACUGGUAAUGGUCAAGAUUAUCAUGGAAACUACAAACCCAACUCAUAUUCAACCGAUGAACAAAAUGUUCCCGUUAUUCAUCUUGAUGCUGAAUCGAUGAUGAAAUUUGUACCAAAUUGUAUUAGCGAUUCUUUUGUCGAGGACAAAAAUCACCUACAGGAUGGUAAUUGUAUCUGUCAAGUUCAAGAGAGACAGUUGAACAUAACCCUUGACCCUCAGGCAGUUUUGUCAAUGAAAAACCAUAUGACCUACACCAGGAAUGAUAUUAAAAUCGAUAUCCACAAUAAUAAUAAUAAUAAAAAGGGCGGCAAAGGUGCAAUAAAUACUGGAUAACAAUUCUGCCCCUUGGCCCUCAGAAUCCUUGACCUCUUGAUUUCAAUCAAUGUCAAGGGUCAUUUGAGAGAUUCACAAUCUGUGACUAAUAUGACAAUCGUUUAUUGGUCUUAACUGUAAAUCUAUCUGAUGAUUAGUUGAUUUGGAAAUAAUUAAAUUGUGAUUGAACAAUUUUACUUGUUAAUUGUAUUUCGUUGUCAAUUUUAAUUGUAAAUAAAAAUUGGGACAAUUUGAGAUAA